This is a messenger RNA of Ylistrum balloti, 8592 nucleotides long. RefSeq names its product DCC-interacting protein 13-alpha-like. Lineage: Eukaryota; Metazoa; Mollusca; Bivalvia; Pectinida; Pectinidae. Gene Ontology annotation, cellular component: endosome membrane; cytoplasm. Gene Ontology annotation, biological process: signaling. The coding region runs from base 87 to 2264 and encodes 725 amino acids. The record is from RefSeq and is a predicted model, not a curated record. Gene Ontology annotation, molecular function: protein binding. The transcript has 21 exons.
ACCGCAGGUGACUGUCAAAAUAAUCGAAAUUUGCUGAUGCCACAGCUUCUUCGGUAACAGUUGACGUGCAGAGGAGACAAGCGGCCAUGCCUGGCAUUGAAAAAUUGCACCUGGAGGAUGCACUUGAAGACAGCCCUCAGACGAGACAUCUGCUGUCUGUAUUUGAGAAGGAUGCUUUGGCCCUGAAGAAAUACAGUGCAGGCCUUCAUGGAUGCUGCCAAAGGAUUAUGAAAGCACAGAACGAGCUCUGUGCUGCCACUCAGUCUUUGGCCCAGCAUCUCCGAGACUAUGAAAUUCAGAAAUUUGCUUUAGAAACAGAGGACAGUAUCCUGACUUCUACUCUGAAACAAUACGCCAGCUACCUAGACGAUGUGAGCUCCAUCCAGCAGGUGCUGUCAGCCCAGCUGUCAGAGACCAUGAUGUAUCCCUGCACCAAGUUCCUUCAGGCUGACCUCGAAGAGGUGAUGACAAUGUACGAGAUGUUUAAUAUCGCAUCAAGUGAACAUUCAAGUGCCCAAAGUAGAUACAUGAAACUACCAAAGAGAAGAGAGGAUGAGAGAUCAAGGAAUGACGCCAAUCAAGAGCUAUAUUUAACGAGGAAGAAAUUUCAUCAGACAUCUUUACACUACUUUUCCUGCCUAAACGCCCUACAAUACAAGAGGAAGUUCUGUCUGUUGGAGCCUGUCAUGGGAUACCUCCAUGCACAGAGGGCCUUCUUCAGGAUGGGGCAGGAUGCUGUGGGAAAGACUGAUAUAGAAGAUUUUCUCACUAAUAUUGCCACCAGUGUGCAAGGGGUACAACAGGAACUUCAGCAGGAGACUAAGAAAACAGUGGAUUUGAUUGACAAUCUGGAACAGCAAAGUGCACAUCUGUACCAUGGUCAGCCACCUCUUGACAUGCCUUAUAUACCCCCCAAUACUACACUCACACAGAAAGCUGGUUACCUAUACAUUCGAAGUAAGCAGCUGUUGGCAACAAAGUGGGAGAAAUGUUUCUUCUUCACCCAGGCUGGUAACCUUAUGUGUCAGGCUAAGGAUGAGUUGGCAGGAAGUCUGGUGCUGGAUCUCAAUGAGCCUGGAGUGAUGGCGGAACCAUGUGAGGCAGAUGAUAGGAGAUUUGUGUUUGCUGUUGUAUCCCAAAAAAAGAAAUCCAUUGUGGUACAGGCAGAGAACGACAGAGAGAAAGAUGAGUGGAUUUGUACAAUCAACAACAUAGUGAGAGAGAGUGGCUAUGAGAAGGGAACUAAAGCUCAUCCACCUCCACAACAAACCAAGAAGGAGAGGGCUGGUAGCAGUAGUAGCAUGACAAAGCAGGCAUCUGGUUCAGUGUCUGAAUCCAGUAGUCCUGAUGGGCAGAGUAUCAGCAGUAAUGCCAGUAACAACAACAACGCGACGUCCCCGACGACAACCUCUGGCCCCGCCCCCUCCCCAGGCGAUGUUUUCCUCCCGGAUGCACCCAUACAGUUUGACAUUAUCACACCCACAGAUGAGAACGGCACCGUGACGACCAACCUGGCUGGCCCCCCAAAGAUCAACCCAUUUGAUCAGUCUGCAACAGAAGUUCUCGACACACUGGAUGCUGCCAUUGAAAAUGCAUCGUUUGUGGAGAGUUUCCUUGUGCGAUUCCUUGGCUCUAUGGAGGUGAAGAGUGACCGAGGUGAACCUUUGGUGCAUGAGACAAUGAGACAGAUCAUGGCUGCUCGUGCAAUUCAUAAUGUGUUCAGGAUGACUGAGUCCAGACUCGUGGUGUCUAGUGAGUGUAUGAGGUUGAUAGAUCCAGGAACAAAUAAUGUUAGAACACAAUUCAGCUUGGCUGAUAUAUCCUUCUGGUCAGCUCACCAUGAAAAUAACAGACUGUUUGGGUUUAUAACAAGGACCAAGGCCCCAGGAGCUGCAAUCUCAACGUUUGCCUGUCACGUUUUCGAGUGUAAUGUAUCAGCUGAAGAGAUAUGCCAGGCAAUUGGUACAGCCACAAAGCUCGCCUUCCAAGCUAUCAUGGAAAGGAAAAAGCAGACGAAACAGCAGCAAGUUAAGAAGAAGGAGAGUGCCCUACUACUAGCUAACAUAGGACAGAUAGAGGACGCCCCAGAGGGAGAGGAGGGACUAAGUGCCCUGCCUCUCUCUUCUGAUGGAAAAUAUCUAGUUCUUACCACAACAGAUGAAUCAGAUCUCUACGCAGAGCCACAGGACAUGGAGGAGAGCAUGGCAAAGCUUAGUGUGAGUAGUGCCCCACCAGAGGAGAUAGACAGCGAGUCAGAGGCAUGAAGUACCAACACACUACUCCAGAUUGGACUAUCAGUAUUGAUUGUAAACUUGUGAUCAACUGUGUUGUGCUAAUUUAAUUAGAUAUUUUAAUGCCAUAUUUUUUGCUAUUAACUUUAUAAAUUUUGUGACCUUUUUUGUGCUAAUUUAAUUAGUCCUACUUUUGUCUGUGUAUUUUUGGCUGAUUUUAGACAUAUUUUUUCCCCUCCAGUACAAUAAUGAAGUACUCGUCUAGUUAGACAGCUGGGGUGACAGAGGAUACCAGUCUGCUUUAGUAUUGACGUUCUCUCAAGGACAUAUCUAGACAUUCCUAGUAUUUAUUUUACUUUUUGUUUUUCUUGCCUUUGGACUUCCAAUUCAUAGAAGCAAUAUUAUUUGUUAUUUAUUGGCCCUAGAUACUGUUUUCAGCAAAUUCCUUUAAGUUUCACUUUCAGAGCUUCUUGUUUAUGGGUGUAGUUGGCACUUGUUCUGUAAACUGCUAGGCUGUAGGUUUGAUGCUUUCUAAAAUAAGAGCACAUUGUUAUGGAAGCCAAUAUUGUUGCUGUAAUGUUACAGAUUGAAGUUUGAAAUUACCAUUUUGAGUGUAUUACAACCUUUAAGAGGGAGCUGAAUUUUUUUUCAUAGGUUCCGCAAAAAAAAAAAAAGCUUUGGAAGCCAUUCAAUUCAGCAAGCCUAUUCACCUUGUAACAUUUUCCACAAGUUGACCAUUUUGCUUACUGGUGACCUUCAAAGAAUUUGAGUCAUUGAGUUAUUGUAUAUUUGAAUGUGACCUUGACCUUGAAUUCAUUUUCAAUGUUAACUGUAUGUGAAUCUUAUGUAAGUGUUUUGUAACUACAAUGUGUAAGUAUUAGAUUAUCUCACAGCAUGUUCUGCUUUGAAUAGCUGCAAGGUUUAAUGUGGCACUGAGGUCAUUGAUGGAUGUGUUUGACCUUGACCUUGACAGUCACCUUUCAGAUAUAUAUAUAUUCAUGUUAUAUUUCAGUAGAGCUCUGCUUUCUAUGAAGAGUCAACAGUACAGCAUUAUGUUAUUAUGUGAUGUGAAAUUUAUGCUGAUUUGAUUGAAAGUGUAUAAUAAUACUGAGGUUUGUGACCUUGACCCUUCCCAGCUGUUGGUUUUAUGUUGUCUCUUUGUGAUGUAUAACAUUACAAUCAUCACUCUCUCUUUCAUCAAAAGGUUUUUUGACAAAUGAUGUCGGAUAGUUACUUUGAAAUAAUAUGAAAAUGAUAAGAAUAUUUUUACAACUCCUUUGAUGUCUUGUUAUAUUCAUGUAGUACACGGUGAUAAAUUAAAUCAUUGUACCUACAAACAUGUAACUUCACUAAUCACAUGGUUAUCCCCAUCUGCACCAAAGCCUUCGUGAAGAUUUACCUUAACUGAGGCAUAGUUUACCGGGUAGGGAAGAUUGAAUGGUAAAGGAUUCCUCGUGGUGUUGUUUUAUAAAACUUAACUUUCCUAUAGUAUAUUUUAAAAUUUUGAAAUUAUUUCUUCUUUUCUCAUGAGUAAAUCUAACAAAACAUAGAACUUUUAUCUUGUUAUAUGAACCUACUUUUCUCCUGCUAGAACUAGUACUAUCCUAUGUACCAUUAUAAAUGUCAGGCUGUACAAAGCAUCAAUGGUUUAUUAUUCUGUAAGGUGUUUAUUUUCAAUUCUUGCUCAUAUAUCAACAUCUAUGUUUCAACAAUUUUUCCUUCCAUGAAAUUUAUCAGGUAUACGAACAUUCUCUUUGCUUCAUGUGUAACCCAGUGUGUAGAACAACAUAAUGUACGUUAUUUCACCCAUCUGAAGAUUCAGAUCUGUAAAAUAAAAAGAUACUCACAGCGGGCAUAUCUGGUUACUUGUAGCACUAGCUUUUAUAUAUAUAGUUACAUUGAGGAGAAAGUUAUUCAAUCGCAUCUGUUUGACUCACCAUGAAAUUGUAAACUGUAUUCUGUUAUUGCUUGAAAAUUGAAUAAAACUAGGCAUAUAUAUUUUACAUACCUAACCUGAUACCAAAAAUAUAACCCGGAUAACCCUCUAAAUACAAAACCACUAUAAAGUUUUAUAUAUUAGAGCUUUAUCAUAACAUGUGAUACAUCAGAAUUAUCUCUGAUAUACAGAAAUACAACAAUAUAAGUAUAAAGUUUAUUGGUCGUGUUGUGUGACCUGAAAUUAUUAAUGAUUAACGAGAUAUUAAAGAAUUAUAUGGACGGAUUGAAGCUGGUCACUUUGAAAUCUUCAUAUCACAAUUUUUGCUUUAAAGAACAGUUUAUUCAGGCGUAAAAUGUCAUGCUGGCAGUUCAUUGUACUGCCAGUUUCUUUGUAUGGCUUACCAUUAUAAACAGGAAAAUCCUCAAUGAUAUCUAGAUGGAAAUUUAUAUGAGAGCUUUUAUAUUUAAAAGUUUAGAAGUUUUUUCAAAUUGAAUUUUUAGAAUAAAAAAUAAUACUGAACAGGUUCACACUGUACAAAAACAUACAAAUAUAUGAUGGUGGUCAUUACAAUUUUAUUUCCUUUAGACAGUGUUAUGCAAUUGACCUAUGCAAGUGAUGCUAGAGUUGUCUGCCCUUGAUAGUAUAGGUCUUAUAGUCUCUCAGGAUGUUGGUUUAAAAUAAAAACACUGAAGGCACAUAUCAUCUUUGCACUCUGGUGCACUUUGGUGCACUCUGGCCAUAUUUUUGAUACAAUGAAUUAUUUUCCUGUUAUUUUCCAGGUGAAGGAUUUUAACUUAUUAAAAUUUUCUUAACUUUAGUGCACAUAACUUUUUCAUAUUCUUUAAAACACCAAAAAAAUGUUGAACAAUUCAAUCAUUCAUACAAUUUCUCUCUUUUUUUUUUAAAGAUUUUAGUGCAAAGUUAAUGUAAUUAAAGUUUUUUUUUUAUAUUUAGUUUUAAAAUUAUGUGGAAUGUAGAGUUUAACCUCACUUUUGUACCAUCUGUGUGCAAGUGUAUAAGACUCGGUAAAGUCAACAGUCAAACGUUGACCAUGUAAGUGGACGUCUGGAUCUCUCUAAUUAGUGUGUGUAUUUCUGUCAGCAAGUCAGCGUCCCUUUCUACAGAACCCAUAAGACUUAUAACUAGUCAUACAGGUGCAUAUACACUUGAUUAAAUAAGUUGUAGUGUUACACCUACCCUGCUAAACCUCUAACCACUUACUAGUGUCAGACAUACGCUAAGCCAUUGAAUAUCAAUUGAUUUUGAAUAAUUCAGAUUUAAUUUUGUGAAUAAUUGUAUAUUUGGUUUAAGAUGGAUGUACAUUGUUUUGCUAUAUUGUGUAAAAGUCCCUGCUGAAUUGCAUUAAUGUAAACAACCAUUGCUUGAUAACUUACUUGGUAAAGUAUUGCUUCAGUAAUACUGUUACUUAUUACUAAGCUAUGUUUUUUUAUGUGAGGUAGCGGUGUGAUUUUAAGUAUAUAUUUGCCAUAUAUAGAUAUAUAUUUGUGGUACGAUAGUAAUUAGUUUGGUGUGUGAUGGAUCAGGGGAUGUCAUUCAGCGUGUUAACAAACCAUAAACUCAUCGGGCGUUUCUCACUUAACAGGUGUGCUUCAAAUGCAGUCUCAUCAGUGUGUGUAUUACUUAUAUAAAAUAGGCUCAACAGGUGAUCACACUCUUUCUGGGCUAUUUCAUAGCAUUUACAAUUUUAUGAAAACAUGAGUUUUUUGUACUGCUUUUAUAGAUGCGUUUGCCACUUUUUGUUGUUGCCAAGUUACAUUUGUAAAUACUUGUGUUAAAAUAUUGCUGUAAUUUUUUUCACCAAAAGUAAGGAUGUUACAGAAGUGUGUAAGCAUUUAUCAAGUCUGUUAUAAGAAUUUUUUUCUUGUGUUUCAUUGCUGUUAUAAGUACAAACUACAACAAAACAUUGCAGAGUCACCGCCUGUAAGAUAUGAACGAUGAUAUGUGACCAAGUCUUACUUCUCUUUUUAUUUCUAUCUGAAUGUGGUCAAAUUUAGCAGCCUGAUAGAUUCCAUAUCUUUUCCUUCAAUAUUAAAUUAUUAGUGUCCCAGAAAAAAUGUUUAAUAUGUGCAUAUUGGAAAAAAACCAACUUUUUGGUAUUUCUUCUGAACAGCAAGGAACAUGGAUUGUGGAUGAGUUAUGUCCCUUGUUUUAAUUUUGUGUGCCAGAGAUAAAGAGAUUUUUUGUCAAAAUGCAGGAAACUUUCAGAAGCAAAUAACAUAUGUGGCAAUAGCACAUGUGUCUAAAAGCGGAAAUUCUUAUUAGUGAAGAGUACCUCAAUACAAUAAGAUGGCCUUUUGAAAUAACAAUUCAAAAUUUAUCAGAUAUAAAUGCUUGAUCCUUGUUAUGCUUAGUUCUUUUUCAUUGAGAGGUCAUUGGCAUAGGUUGACAUUAUAGAAUCGUUUCCAGCCAAAUUCAGAUACAAACGAAGCAGAUUUGAUAUUGUUGAGGUUCUUGAGCAGCAACAAUAAUUAGCUUAGUUUGAUAUUAUUCACCAUGUAUGCUUGUUUACAAAGUUUCACAAAUGAUACAUCUAGAAUUACCUCCAUGUGAAGAGUUCCAAGUCAUGAUAACUACUUAGCAUGGGCUUAUUAUCAGACAGAAAUGCACUAGAACAUAACAAGACACUUGAACAGGUAAUAGCAAACACACCCUGUGGAGAAUUAGCUCUACCUUCUGUAACUUAGACUGAAGCAUGGCCUGAAAUCAAAAAUAAAGCUUUGUAAUAUUUUUCAUCCACAAUUCAUGGAGAUAUGGCAGAUUUUGUUUGUUAUUGUUGUUUAUUUUUGGAUAGUGCUACAUAGAAACAACAGGUUGUGUGCUUACUGAAAUGAUAGGUUGUUGGUUAUAACGACUUAGUGAUUACUAGUAUGGUUCAUGUACUGUUAGCAAGCCUUGUUAGAGUAUAUUACUGUGUAUAAAGCAAUACCAGUAGAAAUACAUCAGUUGUUGUACUUGGCAGCUUAAGUACUAACUUUUAAAGUACAGUCAGGUGUGGAGCUACAGUAAUGACAAGUGAUAUAGCUGUCAAUAGUAGUGGUGACUAAGCAUUCUGAAUUCCCAGAGUUACUUCCCCUUAAUUUCACUUAGUUGUUUGGAAGAUUUUUUGCAAAAAAAAAUUAAAUGUUUGUAAAGGCUUAAGAAAUGCAUUGUUGUUUGGAAGAUUUUUUGCAAAAAAAAAAUUAAAUGUUCGCAAAGGCUUAAGAAAUGCAUUUAUUUUGUGAACUUCUUCACUUUGCUGCUGUGGAAAUAUAUUAUUGUGUUUUGUUUGGUGCAUGCAUAGACCAUGCUUUGUAGGAUUUUGUUUUAUUGAUAAUGAAAAGAGGUAAAUACAUAUACUAGGUGUUCUAUUUAGAGUUUAAUGUUUAUUUAGGUUGAUAAUGUUCAAAAAGUAGGUGAGAACUAUUAGAUAUACAUGCAGUAUUUCUAAAACAUAUUUUCAUCCUUUUAUGGUUUAAAAAAAAUCAGACAGUGAAAUGUUCAGUUUAUAACGUACCAAAGGCAAAAAAAUACAUUUUGUAUUUAGGAAACUCAAUAAUUGAUUCAAAUAAGUUUUUGUUAAUGAAAAUAAUUGAGAAAUAACUUUGGACAGAUACUCUGUCCUGAUAUGAUUUAGAACUGUGAUAUGUAUAUAUUUAUUUUUCAUUCUGGUGCGAAAUAUUCGUCUGAUUACUCCAUAUCUCAUUGACUGGUUAGAUGGUGGUAGAAGGAUAAAUUGUGUAACAAGUAUGAGUGUGGAAUGUGGUAUAUAGCGCUGUACAUGCUUAAUUCCCAUUUAAAUUUAUAUACAGAAUAGUAAGGUACUAUUAUAGUAAAAGAGAGAAGAAGAAAAGUAGAGAUGGGUGAGAUAGGUACAUACAAGAGAGGUAGGUACAGACAGGUGAGAGAGACACAGACAGGUGGAAAUGGUGAGAGAGGAACAGACAGGUGAGAUAGGUACAGACAGGUGAGAGAGAUACAGACAGGUGAGAGAGGUACAGACAGGUGAGAGAGAUAACAGACAGAUGAGAUAGGUACAGACAGGUGAGACAUGAGAGAGGAACAGACAGGUGAGAUAGGUAGAGACAGGUGAGAGAGACACAGACAGGUGAGAGAGGUAUAGACAGGUGAGAUAGGUACAUACAGGAGAGGUAGGUACAAACAGGUGAGAGAGACACAGACAGGUGAGAGAGGUACAGACAGGUGAGAGGUACACACAGGUGAGAGAGAUACAGACAGGUGAGAUAGGUACACACAGGAGAGAGGUACACACAGGUGAGAGAGAUACAGACAGGCUAGGUAGGUACAGACAGGUGAGAGAGGUACAGACAGGUGAGAGAGGUACAGACAGGUAAGAGAGGUACACACAGGUGUAUGGGGAACAGACAGGUGAGAGAGGUACAGACAGGUGAAAGAGAUAGAGAC